Messenger RNA from Rubroshorea leprosula, 860 nucleotides. The record is from the annotation of a GenBank genome assembly. Lineage: Eukaryota; Viridiplantae; Streptophyta; Magnoliopsida; Malvales; Dipterocarpaceae.
AGAUACGGGUUACUGUUACAUACUACAUUGGGUUUUUUUGACAAUUUGUACAUCUAACGUGCCCAAACGCCAAAUGGGCCAAACCAACGUUAUCCUAUCGGACACCACACAUUUUCUCAGAGUCUCAACGCUCCCAAAAUCUCAGCCUCAUUUCACCUUCCCACAAAAUUAUGGCGAGUCUCCAAUUUCCUUUCUUUCCUCUCACCAAACUAAACCACCCCACCAAACUGCACACCACCACCAGCCAGCGGUUCACCAGCAAGCCACACCCCGGCUCGCUUAGAUCCUCAGCCACCAUUGUCCGGUCUUACAAAGUGGUGAUAGAGCAUGAGGGUCAGUCAACAGAACUAGAGGUGGAGCCUGACGAGACCAUUCUAGCCAAGGCACUGGACUCUGGCAUGGAUGUGCCUCAUGACUGCAAGCUUGGGGUCUGCAUGACUUGCCCUGCUCGACUUGUGAGCGGGGAGGUUGAUCAGAGUGAAGGUAUGCUCAGUGAUGAUGUGGUGGCACGUGGGUACACACUGCUAUGCGCUUCUUAUCCGAAAUCAGAUUGCCAUAUCAAGACCAUCCCUGAGGAUGAGUUGCUUUCCCUGCAGUUAGCAACUGCUAAUGACUGACUCCAUUUUGAGUGGCUUGAUGUUUAAGUAAAAGUUUUUGAUUUUGUUUAUCCUUUUGGAAUGUUGAAUGAUUUGAUAUUUAGGUUUUUCAAUCACGCAAAUCAUGACAAAAAAGCAAUAGAGGGGUUAUCAAUUACAUGAAAAUGGUUGAACCCCAAUGCAUCACAAUUCUUCCAGGAUAUGCCUAAUAAAGUGACAUUUUAACACUUUGUUCUGUUUCUUUCAUAAAUCAUAAGAAUUGAA